AUGAUUCGCACAGUCGUUGGUCUCCUCGCUCUCUGGGCAGGCGUACAAGCCGCGCCUACACGACGCGAUACAUCGAGUCCUGUCGUGCAGGUUAAAAACGGAACAUAUGCCGGCGCAACGAACACAAACUAUAACCAAGACCUGUUCCUGGGUAUUCCCUAUGCGCAGCAACCGGUUGGAAACCUGCGGCUUACUGUGCCGCAGUCGUUGAAUGAGACGUGGGAUGGGGAGCGCGAUGCAAAGGCGUAUUCGGAUAGCUGUGUGGGAUAUGGAACGGAUUCGAUCUGGUAUUCCAUGUCUGAGGCGUGUCUCACGCUCAAUGUUAUUCGUGAUUCAUCAGUGGACGAGGACUCGAAACUCCCCGUCGGCGUCUGGAUCCACGGCGGAGGUUUCUAUCAGGGCUCCGGCGCAGACGAGCGAUACAACAUGUCUGCUAUCGUCUCCAACGCGCACAGAAUCGGCAAACCCUUCAUCGCGGUAACAAUAAACUACCGCCUCUCAGCCUGGGGCUUCCUCAGCUCCCACGAAGUCACAGAAAGCGGCAACACAAACCUUGGCCUCCGCGACCAACGACUCGCCCUGCACUGGAUCCGCGAAAACAUCGCCUCCUUCGGCGGCGACCCCGACAAAGUCACCAUCUGGGGCGAAUCCGCCGGCGGUAUGUCAGUGGGCUACCAUCUCAUCGCGUACGGGGGCCGAGACGACCACUUGUUCCGCGGGGGGAUCUUGGAAUCCGGCGGGCCAAUUUCCGCAAGCCCACUUGUUGACGGGUCGUCGUACCAGGAUGAUUUCGAUGCGUUGGUUAAGGAGGUGGGCUGUGAGGGGUCUGGGAAGGGGGCGUUGCAGUGUUUAAGGGAGGUGCCGUUUGAGGAGUUGAAUGGAGCGCUUAAUGGGACGGGUGGUGAUCCAGUCUAUUGGUUUUUACCGGUGAUUGAUGAGGAUUUUAUUAGGAAGAGGGGGAGUUUGUCGUUGGGGGCGCAUGAGUUCGUGCAGGUGCCUGUUAUUGCUGGGACGAAUUCGGAUGAGGGGACGUCGUUUGGACCGACGGGGAUUAAUACGACUGAGCAUUUUUACACUUAUCUUACAGGCAACCAAUCCGACCCACCCCUCCCCUCCCCCAUCGCUCACAACCUCCUAACCCUCUACCCCGAUGACCCCUCACAAGGCAUCCCAGCGUACCUUGGCGACACCCGCAUCGCCUCCAAGGGUCUGCAAUGGCGCCGCACAAACGCCUACACCGGCGACUACAUGAUGCACGCGAACCGCCGACGGCAGUGCAGCGCCUGGGCCGAAACCUCCACACCAGCCUACUGCUACCGCUUCAACGUGCGCAGUGCAGACGUGUCAUAUACAUCUGGCUCAGCGCACUUCGAAGAAGUCGCCUUCGUAUUCAACAACAUCGCAGGACUGGGAUAUCAUGACGGGAAGCCGUUUACGGCAGAGACGCCGGAGAGUUGGGUGCGGUUGAGCGAGAUGAUGGCGAGUAUGUGGGCGGGGUUUAUUUAUGAGUUGGAUCCGAAUGCUGUUGGGUCGCAUUCGGGGGAUUUUGUGAGGUGGGAUGGAUAUGGUGAUGGUAAUGGAAACGAGGUGGAUAUUUUGUUUGAUGCGGAUGCGAAUGCGACGACGAGUCGGAUGGAGGGGGAUACGUGGCGGAAGGAUGCGAUUGAGUAUAUUAAUUCGAUUGCUGAUGUGUAUGAGCGGUAG
Aspergillus glaucus CBS 516.65 is the source of this 1704-nucleotide messenger RNA. RefSeq lists its product as uncharacterized. The coding region runs from base 1 to 1704 and encodes 567 amino acids. The record is from RefSeq and is a predicted model, not a curated record. NCBI's taxonomy places the organism in Eukaryota, Fungi, Ascomycota, Eurotiomycetes, Eurotiales, Aspergillaceae. The transcript has 4 exons.